Molecule: messenger RNA, 1382 nt
Organism: Trametes versicolor FP-101664 SS1
Lineage: Eukaryota; Fungi; Basidiomycota; Agaricomycetes; Polyporales; Polyporaceae
Exons: 6
Coding region: 128-1135 (335 amino acids)
Source: RefSeq, a predicted model, not a curated record
CCUGAGCAGCCGCCAUCCCUCAUAUGCGGCCUCAAGCCUCACAUAGUCGGGCAUACACGACCCCCCACCAUUCCCACUUCGCUGCGCUGAGUCGCGGAGGCACCGGAGGUUCCGAACUUUGAGUUCCAUGUCCUUCGUCCUCACCAUCCGCCUGCUCGCGACGAUCCUCCCGGGGUUCGCGGUGCUGCUUACGCUGCUCCGACUGUACUACCGGUGGUCGAGACGUCAUCUGGGCUAUGAUGACGCCUGGGCAGCGUUCGCCGUGGUCUGCUCGUUCUUCAUGUGCGCUGGGGCAUGGACAAGGAGUGAUACUCCCGCGACGGGGCCAUUUCACCACUCCCACCGUGUCCGUGUAAUCGGAUAUUAUAUGCUGAACGUGUCAUUCACUUGCGUUCUCUGGGCCUCUCGGAUGAGCAUUUUGUUUUCGAUCAUCAGGCUCAUCCCGAGCUUGUUGAAGCUCCGCAUCUACGCCCAUCUUUCUGCUGUAUUGUUCGGCUUGAUGUGGACCGCACUCCUUAUCCACAAAAUUGCCGUAUGCGAGUCCAACCCCGCCUGGAAGCAGUCCCCCGGCGUGCAGUGUGUCCUGGGCCACGGGGUCGGGGCGUUCGAGCUAGCCACCGACAUCCUCGCCGACCUCAUCCUCGUGUUUCUCCCCAUGCGGCUGCUCUGGCGCAUCAAGCUUCCGCGUGGGAAGCGGAUCCUCCUGCAGCUGAUCUUCUCGGCCAGCAUGUUCACCACGAUCGUCAGUAUCAUCCACGGCGUCUACGUGUUCAGCACCAACCGGAACGGCGAGGGUAUCCUCGCUCACAUCGAGGCCUCGACGGCGCUCAUCGUCUCCAACUUCGCGGUGCUGCUCACCUGGCUCAUGCGCUCGCUCGGCCACGCCCAGGGCAGCGAGGACGCCCCAGACACGGGCGGGGCCUACGGGUCCCAGCGCAAGCAGAUGACCUCUCUGCGCUUCUGGAGCCGCAACCAGACCGCGCCCAUCGUGCUCACCGGCCUCUCCGGGAGCGGGACGACGAUGACGGCCAUGCACACGCGCAUGUCGGGCGAGAGCGCGGAGGUCCCGCCGACGGACGUGGAGGACGGCCGGAGCCGCAAGUCGUUCAACAUGACCCUCGGCAAGGCGAUGUAGGGCGACAGCCGUCUGCUUUCACCUUUCUCGCACAAGCGGCCGACGGAGAGGCGUCGGACGGGGGCGGUUGAGGGGCCGGUCGUCGCUUCUCAUGGACAGUUCGUUCCGCAGUGCUGUAGCGUCGGUGUCCCCCAGGAGCUCCGCUUAAAUGUGUUUUAACAAAUGUGGAAUACUGGACUUUAAAGCGGUCAGCGUGGUCUUGUCCGCGAGUAGUGUAUGUACUGGUAACUGCGCAACUCUGUUCCCU